GCAAUCAAGAGCAGCACUGCGUAGACCGCCACCUGACGACACGGGGUUUGUGUGUUUCUGCCGAUGGAUCGUCCAGGCACGCUAGCAGGGCUGAUUGGUGCGCAGACCAGUGCCAUGCUGACCGACAUGUUCCAAGCUCCUUCAUCAAGUGAUGACCCGCGGGCCUGUCAGCCAGCCAGCUGGACGAGAUGCGGCGAGCUUCGCCAUUGUGCGCAGCAUAAUCUCACGUUGGCGCGACCGGAUUUUAGUGGUGGUUGUUGACGCGUCACACGUUGCGCGCCACUGGAUGAAUGGUCUAGACGCUAAUCCCCGAGUCGCCACCGAGUCGCCACACGCUGCUAGCAGUGGCAAGACAGAAGCUAUAUAAGUAUGGGUGCUCCGAAUUCUUCGUCAGAGUAGUGCAAUUGUAAGAAAGGACGCACAACAUGAGCAGACUGAACGGUAAGACGGCCGUGAUCACUGGCGGCGCCACUGGCAUCGGGCUCGCCGCAGCCAAGCGCUUCAUCGACGAGGGCGCCUUUGUCUUUCUCUUUGCCCGCCGGCAGGACAAGCUCGACGCUGCAGUGGCCGAGCUCGGGCCCAAUGCCCGCGCAGUCAAGGGCUCCGUCUCGGAUCUGGCCGACCUGGACCGGCUGUACGCGACGGUCAAGGCCGAGCGCGGCACCGUUGACAUCGUCUUUGCCAAUGCUGGGGCUGGAAGCCAGCUUGCGCUUGGCAAGAUCACGCCCGAGCACAUCGAUGAAACCUUUGACACCAACAUAAAGGGCUCGAUCUUCACUGCCCAGAAGGCGCUGCCGCUCAUGGGCAAGGGCGGCUCGAUCAUCCUGACUGGGUCGAGCGCCGGCACCACUGGCGCGCCGGCCAUGAGCGCCUACAGUGCGAGCAAGGCGGGCGUGCGCAACCUCGCGAAGACCUGGGCCGAGGACCUCAAGGGCACCGGCAUCCGUGUGAACGUGCUGUCGCCCGCGUCGACUUUGACGGACCUCGCCAAGGAAGCGCUCGGCGAGGAGGGCGUGAAGACGUUUGGAGCGAUGAACCCGCUCCAGCGCAUGGCGGAUCCGGCCGAGAUUGGAGCAGCGGCGGCCUUUCUCGCGUCGCCGGACAGCAGCUACAUGACCGCUAGCGAGCUCGCCGUCGACGGCGGCCUUGCGCAGCUCUGACGUGCGACGUCCGGCCGGGUGCUACCAUCGAUCAUUCGGAGCGCUGCAAGGCUCUGCUCCAGGAAAGACUUUCACUCUGUCCACAGCUACCGUACGAGAGCGGGAAAGGUCGAUUUCUCAAAAAGCAAGGGCUAGAGCUCUUUCUUGCCCAGUCCAGACCUUUCCUAUCAGCGAAAGGGACUAAAUUUCUAAGCGGAGAUAAUGUCAGAAAGUCCUCCUC
This is a messenger RNA of Acaromyces ingoldii, 1380 nucleotides long. Its product is annotated as glucose dehydrogenase. Gene Ontology annotation, molecular function: oxidoreductase activity. The coding region runs from base 426 to 1160 and encodes 244 amino acids. The transcript has a single exon. NCBI's taxonomy places the organism in Eukaryota, Fungi, Basidiomycota, Exobasidiomycetes, Exobasidiales, Cryptobasidiaceae. The record is from RefSeq and is a predicted model, not a curated record.